This is a messenger RNA of Nannizzia gypsea CBS 118893, 1575 nucleotides long. RefSeq names its product allantoate permease. Gene Ontology annotation, molecular function: transmembrane transporter activity. Bases 1 to 1575 code for a protein of 524 amino acids. The record is from RefSeq and is a predicted model, not a curated record. Gene Ontology annotation, biological process: transmembrane transport. The transcript is spliced from 4 exons. NCBI's taxonomy places the organism in Eukaryota, Fungi, Ascomycota, Eurotiomycetes, Onygenales, Arthrodermataceae. Gene Ontology annotation, cellular component: membrane.
AUGGCCUCUGAAGACUCAGAAAAGUCGCCCGUCGAUCAGAAGAUCGCGCUGGACAAGGAGAUUCCGACUUCGUCUGGCACAUCUCGAGACCUCGACCAGGCAUAUCGCUUCCUCCAGCAGUAUGGGGAGUCCGGGGAGGGUGAGCAGGCCAGCGCUGCUGAGCUGAAGCGCAUCCGCUGGAAGGUCGACCUCUAUAUCAUCCCCAUCAUGUUUGUUUGCUACACCAUGCAGUUCAUCGACAAGGUCUCCCUCAAUUAUGCGGCUGUUAUGGGCCUCACCAAGGACCUCCAUCUCAAGGGCAACAACUUCUCCAACGCGGCCACAGCAUUCUUCAUCGCCUACCUUAUCGCCGAAGUCCCAACCGGAUACAUACUGAACAAGAUAUCCGCCCCCAAGUGGCUGGCACUUAACGUCACGCUCUGGGGCAUAGCAACCGCCUGCACUGCUGCUGCGCGCGACUACAAGACUCUGCUCGCGGCUCGCAUCUUCCUGGGCAUCUUUGAGGCUGCCAUUGCGCCCUGCCUGGUGCUCAUUAGCAGCCAGUGGUACACCAAGUCCGAGCAGGCGCCCCGGUUCUGCAUCUGGUACUCUGGCCUGGGCCUGGGACAGAUCAUCGGCGGCCUCGUCUCGUUUGGCUUCCAGCAUGUCAAGAACCCCGAGUUCACCGGCUGGAAGGCCAUGUUCGUCGUCCUGGGCGCCGUCACUUGCAUUGCCGGCAUUGCGACGUACUUUAUCAUCCCAGACAGCCCCAUGAAGGCGCGCUUUUUGACUGACAGGGAGAAGGCGGCCCUGCUCAAGCAUGUCUCCUUCAACCAGACCGGAGUCAUCAACACCAGCUUCAAGAUGUCCCAUAUUGUUGAGGCCCUGCUCGACGUCCAGAUCUGGUUCAUGACCGUCAUCACUACUCUGAUCUCCGUGUCCAGCGGCGUGGUGACGACCUACUCUGCCACCCUGAUCAAGAACUUCGGCUACUCUGCCCCCAGAUCUGCCCUGCUCAACAUGCCCGGCGGUGUUGUCUCCAUCUUCAGCACCGUCAUCAUCGGUUUCGCAAUCCGCUAUAAGAUGUACCGCUCCGUUGGCAUCGUAGCCUGCUGCAUCCCCGGUAUCCUCGGCGGUGCCCUGCUUUCCUUUGCUCCAGAGACCAACCAGGGCGCCCUGUUGGCCGGCAUCUACCUCGUCAACUCCAUCGUUCCAACCCUCAUCGUCAUCUACCAGUGGCUGGCCUCCAACGUCGCUGGCAGCACCAAGCGUUCCGUCAGCGCGGCCCUGGUCACCGCGAGUUUCAGCAUCGGGAACAUCAUCGGGCCCCAAACCUUCCAGGUAAAGGAUGCCCCCCGCUACAUCCCAGCUAAGAUCGCCGUCCUGGCGACCCAGGCCGCGGGAGCCGUGCUCGCGCUCUGCCUUCUGGGCUACUACAUUUGGGAGAACAAGCGCAGGGACCGGGUUGCGGCGCAGAACUCCCAGGCCCUGCCUGUCUCUGAGGAUAACACUCUGUCUCAGUCCACCUCCGUCGAGCAGAAGAAAUGGGACAACCAGACCGACAAGGAGAACCUGACCUUUAGAUACGUCUACUAA